GUUCGACCAGUUAAUGACGAUGUGAAACAUAGAGGCAGGGCUGUGAUCACGUGUCUUUUCAGUGAUUUAAUGAAAUGCGCGGAAGAGGACUGGGAUUUAACUUUUGGAGUUUUUAUUUUUUUUAUUUUUUGGACCGACGUCAACGCCAGUAACGAAUGGACCUCCGUCAAUAUAAACAAUCGAUCAGAAGUCGGCUGGAUUUGGUCAUAUCGUUUAGAUACGAUGCGCUUUUUUAUAGUCACGUGAAUCAGUUUUGAUUGUUUGUACGAUGACCAGACGGAACGCCAACAACAGUGACAGUUUAAUAUCUACUGUGAACUUUACUUAACUACAUAAAGUAACUUCACUACAAUAUGACGAUAUCUGUUUUGUUUUUGUGCUUGUUUGUGGACGGUGUGUUUGGUGUUGAUGCAGAUGAAGUGAAGUCCGUUUCAGGGAUGGAAGGACAAAAUGUCACUUUAUACACUGAUGUGACGGACAUACAGACAGCUGAUCGGAUUGUAUGGGUGUUUGGACUGAACGCACGCGUAUAGCUCAACACAACAUAGCAGCUCGUAAGAUCUCACUAUAUGAGGAUGUUCUCGACGGAAAAUUCAGACAGAGACUGAUGCUGGACCGUCACACUGGAUCUCUCACCAUCACAAACAUCAGAACCACAGACUCUGGACUUUACGAGCUACAAAUCCUCAGAGGAUCGGACGUCAUUUCCAGGAGCUUCAGUAUUAUUGUUUCUGCUCAUCUGCCUAUUCCUCACAUCACCACCGACUGUUCACAAUACUCUUCAUUGAGCUCAAAAUGUGUGUUGUUGUGUUCAGUGAUGAAUGUGUCACAUGAUGCGAGUCUCUCCUGGUACAAAGGAAACAGUUUAUUGUCCAGCAUCAGUGUGUCUGAUCUCAACAUCAGACUAUCUCUACCUCUGGAGGUGGAAUAUCAGGAUUCAAACACAUACAGAUGUGUCAUCAACAAUCCCAUCACAGACCACACACAACAUCUCAACAUCAAUGAUGUCUGUCACAAGUGUUCAGAGUUGUCAGAUGUGAGUGAAGAAGAGGUCCUACUUUCACAUCGUACAUUCAUUAUUGGUGCUUUUGUUGUUGCUGCUUUUGUGGUCGGUGCUGUAGUGAUGAUCUUCAUCUACAAGAGAUUGAAAAAAACAGAUCAACAUGGCCACACUUCUGGACCAGAAAAUAUAGAGCUAAUUGAUAAAACGAAAACAGAAACAGUAAAGUACAUCAAAGUGAAAGCAGGAGAUCCUGUCAAAUUGGACACUGGCGUUACAGACAUACAAAGAUUUGAUCUGAUACAGUGGAAGUUUGGGAAAUUAAAUGACACCACUAGCCCAUUCAUUUCCAUAAAUCGAAUAAAUAAGAACAAUGAAGAAUUACCUAAAAAUGAUGUCACUAAGAAAUUGGGAGACAGACUGAAAGUUAUCGGAGAGACUGGAUCUAUAACCAUCGAGAAGAGCAAAACCACAGACACUGGACUUUAUAAACUCGAAAUCGACAGCAGCACAGAUCAGAUCUCCAAGUCUUUCUUUGUUACUGUCAAGGAGUAGUUUAAGUCUUUUUCAAUGUAAUAGUCAAAAAUGUUUGUGAUUAUAUGACUGCGGUGAACACAGCUUGCUGUGAUAUGAACAUGAGUCUACAGUGCAAUGGAUUUACAUUUUAUUGAUUUGUCUUUUAUAAGUUUGUGUUUUCCCUCAAACCAUAAACCUUUGCAUUUGUUGUCGAGGUUUUAAGUGAAGAAUUUUGCCGUUUGGCUUUAAUUAAUGUAGAUAUAAACAUACUCCAAUUAUGAUAGACUCAGUACGUGCUAUUCUUUUUAUUAUAUAACUAUAUAAUUGUAAUAUGUAAUAUUGCAUUGGCUUUGGAAACAAUGUGUGUGCUAUACUAAUGCAAUUUUGUAAUUGUUUUAACUUGUUACAUUCUAAAUUCUAAUUUUCUACAGA
Messenger RNA from Triplophysa dalaica, 1948 nucleotides. RefSeq lists its product as uncharacterized. NCBI's taxonomy places the organism in Eukaryota, Metazoa, Chordata, Actinopteri, Cypriniformes, Nemacheilidae. The coding region runs from base 503 to 1555 and encodes 350 amino acids. The transcript has 6 exons. The record is from RefSeq and is a predicted model, not a curated record.